This is a messenger RNA of Sciurus carolinensis (gray squirrel), 1044 nucleotides long. RefSeq lists its product as uncharacterized. The record is from RefSeq and is a predicted model, not a curated record. The transcript has 2 exons. Bases 166 to 813 code for a protein of 215 amino acids. NCBI's taxonomy places the organism in Eukaryota, Metazoa, Chordata, Mammalia, Rodentia, Sciuridae.
AGGGUGCCCACGCCGCCCGGAGGCGCGCACGCCUAGCCCUCGCCCCCUCGAAAUCAUAUUUACAGUGAGAGGUACCCCCCCUCCUGUGACAUUUUCUGCAAAUCGGAAGAAAAUGAAGUGUAAGUCUAGCUUUGCCGCAGGCAGCCCUCGACUCCCGCUUUCAGAAUGGGAGCCCUGGAGAGGGAUGCGCUGUCCGCGGCGAUGCUAAAUCCCCAGGGAACGCACUGCCCCCUCCCAGGCAAGCGCCCGGGGACUAGCCGCCCCGCCCCGAAAGGACGAAGAACUAGCGAGGCCUACGUCCAGUUCUGCGCUGGGCGCGGGUGCGCUCGGAUUGCGGCGGGUCAUCCGCCCCGUCGCGGGUUCAAGUGCGUUCCCGCCCUAGACACCACCGCUCUGCGAGUGAGUUCUUCCCUGCCCAGCCCCGUUCCCGGGUUCAGAGUGCCCCACUACCCUGGGGACCUCUCCCCCGCCUCCCCGCCGCGCUGGGCCGCCCGCUCGGGUCUCGAAUCCCGGCGCCAACGCGCGCCGCGCUGCCACAAUCUAGACCCAACUCUUCCUCCGCCGGGGCCCACGCCUGAGGGUCUCCUCCGAGCCCAGCGUAGAAGUUCCGCCGGGAAAAGAAGUCUGGCUUCCUCUCCACGCUGCUCCAAGUGGACUCGGGAAUCGGCAGGAAGUGGCUCGAGCUGCGCCUUUGCCGACCGCCCUUGCUUUACUCAAGAAAUGCAGCUUCCACCCAAGUCUUGUCUCCCCCUUCCCCCGAAAGCCCCGCGCAGCUGCCUGGCCAGACUACUUCUCUUCCUCCUUUGCCUUUGACUGGGGUCAUGUGACAAGUUUCACCAAUGGAAAGUGAACGGAAGUAGGAUUUCUGAGAAGUGAUUGUGCCUUCUCCACUACCUCCUAGGGCUGGAAAUGAUUCUGAAGACGUAGAGAAAGGCCAAGCCUCGAGAGAGAAGCCUGAAGCCUUUAUCACCACAUGGAGAAAGGGCUCUCACAGAUAAGGCACAUCUGCUUUGGAUUGUUCUCUGAGUGAGAAAUAAACUUCUU